Messenger RNA from Hyaloscypha bicolor E, 1093 nucleotides. RefSeq names its product S-adenosyl-L-methionine-dependent methyltransferase. The record is from RefSeq and is a predicted model, not a curated record. Gene Ontology annotation, molecular function: O-methyltransferase activity. The transcript has 3 exons. The coding region runs from base 79 to 918 and encodes 279 amino acids. NCBI's taxonomy places the organism in Eukaryota, Fungi, Ascomycota, Leotiomycetes, Helotiales, Hyaloscyphaceae.
GAAAGUUCCCACACUUUCGAGUUUCUGCAGCGAUCAAAUCAAUUAUAAUAUUUUUUUCGCAGAAGGCGGAUUAAAAACAUGCCCCAUUUCGAUGAAAAGAGAGCAUAUGCUGCCCAGGAAGAUAUCUUUUUCGACGACGGCAGAGAAGAAGAGCUCGUCGAGUUCGUGAAAUCCAAGCCCAAUGUCCAAGGUUCACCAUCCGCCGUCUUGAAAGCAAUCGAUGAGUUCGGCCGCACCAAGAAAUACCUCAUGAAUGUUGGAGAAGACAAGGGCCGCAUCGUCACCGAUUUAAUCCAUGAAGCAAAACCAGAAAUCAUGCUCGAACUGGGGGGUUAUUGCGGCUACUCUACAAUCUUAUUUGCACAUGCACAGCGAGCCGCCGGAGGCAAGAAAUAUUAUUCACUUGAGCGAAGCCCCAAGUUUGCCAAGGUCAUUAAAACCCUCGUCGGGAUUGCAGGUCUGUCCGACUUCGUCGAGAUGGUCGUCGGGCCCAGCAACGAAGGAAUCCGCAUCCUGCUGGUCGCAGGCAAAGUCAAGAAAAUCGACAUGAUGUUCCUGGAUCACUACAAACCAGCAUACACCACUGACCUCAAACUCUGCGAAAGUCUUGGUCUCAUUCAAAAAGGUACGAUUUUGGCGGCAGAUAAUGUGAUUAAGCCGGGCAAUCCGCCAUAUUUGGAGUAUGUGAGGAGUUCGGUGGAGGAGAAGAGGAAGAGGGUGGCGGAGAAGCAGGAGAAGAAGGAUACGGAGGGUUUCUCGGAUAGAGCGGCUAAGCAAUAUGGGGGUGUGGAGGAGUUGAGUAUGGAGGUUAAGGGGAAUCCGGAGAUUGUUUAUGAGAGUCGGUUAGUGAAUAGCUUUGAGCCUACUGGAGUUCCUGAUGGGAUUGAAAUCACGAGAUGUGUUGAGGUGCCGGCUUGAGAAGACAUGGACAUUUCCUCCACGGUUCAAUGUUGAUUGAGCUCAUUCUGCUCUAAUUUUACACCAUGAGUGCUCCAGACUUGUUAAACAGUCGCCUGUUAAUACGAUCUCUUACUUAGCCCCACAGAGAUACCCUGGAAUCUUCAUCAAAUGUUAGUCAGGCGCGGCUGGUUAC